CAACAGCGUGAUGUCGUUCUCGGGCCCCACCAUUGCUCAGACAGAAGUCGUAAGCAUGGUCUUGCAUCUUGUAGCAAUCAUUGUCACAUCAUUCCGCUUGUAUUGUCGUGUGCGGCAAGGACGUCUGUGGAUUGAUGACUUAUGGGCAUCCUUCGCCAUGAUAUUCAGUCUCGCCCAAUUAGUUGUCGAUUGGUUGUAUCUGCAUGCUUAUGAAAAAUUCCCUCAAGGCACAAGGGUAACACUGUAUUACCUGGUCUGCCUAUUCUUUUCUGCAGUUGUUUGGUGUUCCAGGAUAUCAAUUCUGUUUACAGUUGUACGACUCACGGUCCCAGGAACCCUCAGGAAGGUCCUCACAUAUACUACAACGAUCUUCGUUAUUGCAUGGGCUGUACUUUCUGCACAAGUCUGGUGGACUUGUGAAUCUGAGCCCAAGUGGAAAACACAACCACGCCCGCAAUGCGAUCUCGGCAGAAACGUUGCAAUAGCGCAGAUCAUUACUGACGUUUUCGGAGACACUAUUCUUAUCCUGGCCCCAUCUCGCCUCAUUUAUAAAGUCAGAUUGACGAAGGCACAAAAAAUCCGGAUACUUGCCAUCUUUUCGACGUCAGCAAUCACUACCGUUGUUAGUCUUGUCCAUGCAUAUUACAUCUUGUCUGAUGGAGGGCUAAAGGAGGCAGUGGCUGCUAUAGUCGAGACUUCUGUGUCCUUGAUUGUCGCGAACUUAAGCGUGGUCGUGGCAUUCUUCUUGAGGAUGGGCGCAGAAGAUGAUACAUCCUCGCCAGCACCGUUGAAAUUCACGCCCAUCAUAACCAUCGGAUCACAGCCAAGGAGGCGCCACUUUAGCGACCCUCUCGCCAUGACUGUGAUAAACGUUGAAACCACCACGAUUAACUUGAAGUUGAUCGAUCUCCCCGAAACUCGCCCCAGUGUGCUGAAAAGUGGCAACACCGACGAAAUUUCUUUAAAUAGCAUGGAGGGAAAGCAGACCUGCGGUGAAUUGUGCAUCAGCAAAAAAACCAAAACCGUGCAAACCACAUAACAAGCCGCCAGUAAUACAGUAAUAUUCAGAACAAGGUAUACAAUUGCUACAUUCCCUACAAACAACUGACAGACUUGUGAGCUAUGAUACAAGUCCGACUAGGUUUUAUCCAUAGAUUCCAUACUCCUACAACGCUUUAGCAUUCAGGUCGUGGAAGGUUUCUGCUGACUCAGGCGGUAAUUCGAGCUGGGUAUCCAUUCGAUGGGAAAUGCACAAUUUUCACUUAUUGCUGAAUAGCAACACAACAACAACACAUAUUCGUAUCGGAUCUACUGUAUUGUAUAACUUAGGUCUCUG
Molecule: messenger RNA, 1336 nt
Organism: Suillus subalutaceus
Lineage: Eukaryota; Fungi; Basidiomycota; Agaricomycetes; Boletales; Suillaceae
Exons: 7
Coding region: 11-1039 (342 amino acids)
Source: RefSeq, a predicted model, not a curated record